AUGUUCGUGACCAGAAAGAUACCUUUGGUUGGAGGAUCAGUUGUGGAUCUUGUCGGAGGCUCGGUUGUAGUCGGAGGCUCAGUUGUGGUUGUUGUAGUCGGAGGCUCAGUUGUGGUUGUUGUCGGAGGCUCAGUUGUGGUUGUUGUCGGAGGCUCAGUUGUGGUUGUAGUCGGAGGCUCAGUUGUGGUUGUAGUCAGAGGCUCAUUUGUGGUUGUUGUCGGAGACUCACUUGUGGUUGUUGUCGGAGGCUCAGUUGGGGUUGUAGUCGGAGGCUCAGUUGUGGUUGUUGUUGGAGGCUCAGUUGUGGUUGUUGUCGGAGGCUCAGUUGUGGUUGUUGUCGGAGGCUCAGUUGUGGUUGUUGUCGGAGGCUCAGUUGUGGUUGUUGUCGGAGGCACAGUUGUGGUUGUAGUCGGAGGUUCAGUUGUGGUUGUUGUCGGAGGCUCAGUUGUGGUUGUUGUCGGCGGCUCAGUUGUGGUUGUUGUUGGAACUGUGGUUGUUGUUGGAACUGUGGUUGUUGUUGGAACUGUGGUGGUUGUCUGGUGGUUGUUGUUGCAACUGUGGUGGUUGUUGUUGGAACUGUGGUGGUUGUUGUUGGAACUGUGGUGGUUGUUGGUUGAACCGUGGUGGUUGUUGUUGGAACUGUGGUGGUUGUCGUUGGAACUGUGGUUGUCGUUGGACCUGCGUUGUUGUUGGAACUGUGGUUAUCGUUGGACCUGUGGUGGUUGUUGGAACUUUGGUGGUUGUUGGAAAUGUGGUGGUUGUCGUUGGAACUGUGGUGGUUGUUGUUGGAACUGUGGUGGUUGUUGGUUGAACCGUGGUGGUUGUUGUUGGAACUGUGGUGGUUGUCGUUGGAACUGUGGUUGUCGUUGGACCUGCGUUGUUGUUGGAACUGUGGUUAUCGUUGGACCUGUGGUGGUUGUUGGAACUUUGGUGGUUGUUGGAAAUGUGGUGGUUGUCGUUGGAACUGUGGUGGUUGUUGUUGGAACUGUGGUGGUUGUUGUUGGAAAUGUGGUGGUUGUUGUUGGAAAUGUGGUGGUUGUUGUUGGAACUGUGGUGGUUGUUGGAACUGUGGUGGUUGUUGGAACUGUGGUGGUUGUUGUUGGAACUGUGGUGGUUGUUGGAACUGUGGUGGUUGUUGGAACUGUGGUGGUUGUUGGAACUGUGGUGGUUGUUGGAACUGUGGUGGUUGUUGGAACUGUGGUUGUUGUUGGAGCGGUGGUGGUUGUUGUUGGAGAGGUGGUGGUUGUUGUUGAAGUGGUGGUUGUGGUUGGAGCUGUGGUGGUUGUCGUUGGAGAGGUGGUGGUUGUGGUUGGAGCUGUGGUGGUUGUGGUUGGAGCUGUGGUGGUUGUCGUUGGAGAGGUGGUGGUUGUGGUUGGAGCUGUGGUGGUUGUUGUUGGACCACAGGUCCAACUACAAGCAGUGGUUGUUGGAACUUUGGUGGUGGUGGUUGGAGCUGUGGUGGUUGAAACUCCGGUGGUUGUUGUAACUCUGGUGGUUGUGGUUGGAGCAGUGGUGGUUACCGUUGGAACGUUGGUGGUUGUGGUUGGAAUUGUGGUAGGUGUAGCUGUGGUGGUUGUCGUUGGACCCGUGGUGGUGGUCGUUGGACCUGUGGUGGUGGUUGUGGUUGGAGCAGUGGCGGUUGUAGUAGGAGCUGCAGUGGUUGUGGUUGUAGCUGUGGUGGUUGUGGUUGUAGCUGUGGUGGUUGUGGUUGGACCUGUGGGGGUUGUAGCUGUGAUUGUUGUCGUUGGACCUGUUGUGGCUGGAGCAGUGGUAGUUGUGGUUGGACCUGUGGUGGUUGGAAAUGUGGUGGUUGUGGUUGGAAUUGUGGUAGUUGUAGCUGUGGUGGUUGUAACAGUGGUGACGGUUGUUGUUGGAGCUGCAGUGGUUGGAACUUUGGUGGUGGUGGUUGGAGCUGUAGUGGUUGAAACUGUGGUGGUUGUUGUAACUCUGGUGGUUGUGGUUGGAGCAGUGGUGGUUACCGUUGGAACUUUGGUGAUUGUGGUUGGAAUUGUGGUCGUUGUAGCUGUGGUGGUUGUCGUUGGACCCGUGGUGGUUGUCGUUGGACCCGUGGUGGUUGUUGUUGGACCUGUGGUGGUUGUCGUUGGACCUGUGGUUGUGGUUGGAGCAGUGGCGGUUGUGGUUGGAGCUGCAGUGGUUGUGUUUGGAGCUGUGGUGGUUGUCGUUGGGCCUGUGGUGGUUGUCGUUGGGCCUGUGGUUGUGGUUGUAGCUGUGGUGGUUGUGGUUGGACCCGUGGUGGUUGUGGUUGGACCUGUGGGGGUUGUAGCUGUGAUUGUUGUCGUUGGACCUGUUGUGGCUGGAGCAGUGGUAGUUGUGGUUGGACCUGUGGUGGUCGGAAAUGUGGUGGUUGUCGUUGGAAUUGUGGUAGUUGUAGCUGUGGUGGUUGUGGUUGGAACAGUGGUGGCGGUUGUUGUUGGAGCUGCAGUGGUUGGAACUUUGGUGGUUGUGGUUGGAAUUGUGGUGGUUGUGUUUGGUAGUUGGAAUUGUGUUGUAGCUGUUGUAGCUGUGGUGGUUGUCGUUGGACCUGUGGUGGUUGUGGUUGGUAGUUGGAAUUGUGUUGUAGCUGUGGUGGUUGGAGGAGUGAUGGUUGGGGUUGUAGCUGUGGUGGUUGUCGUUGGACCCAUGGUGGUUGUUAUUGGGCCUGUGGUGGUUGUUAUUGGGCCUGUGGUGGUGGUUGUGGUUGGAGCAGUGGCGUUUGUUGUUGGAGCUGCAGUGGUUGUGGUUGGAGCAGUGGUGGUUGUGGUUGUAGCUGAUGUGGUUGUCAUUGGACCUGUGGUUGGACCUGUGGUGGUUAUGGUUGGACCCGUGGUGGUUGUGGUUGGACCUGUGGGGGUUGUAGCUGUGAUUGUUGUUGUUGGACCUGUUGUGGCUGGAGCAGUGGUAGUUGUGGUUGGACCUGUGGUGGUUGUGGUUGGAAUUGUGGUAGUUGUAGCUGUGGUGGUUGUGGUUGGAACAGUGGUGGCGGUUGUUGUUGGAGCAGUGGUGGUGGUGGUUGUGGUUGGAAUUGUGGUAGUUGUAGCUGUGGUGGUUGUGGUUGGACCCGUGGUGGUUGUGGUUGGACCUGUGGGGGUUGUAGCUGUGAUUGUUGUCGUUGGACCUGUUGUGGCUGGAGCAGUGGUAGUUGUGGUUGGACCUGUGGUGGUCGGAAAUGUGGUGGUUGUCGUUGGAAUUGUGGUAGUUGUAGCUGUGGUGGUUGUGGUUGGAACAGUGGUGGCGGUUGUUGUUGGAGCUGCAGUGGUUGGAACUUUGGUGGUUGUGGUUGGAAUUGUGGUGGUUGUGUUUGGUAGUUGGAAUUGUGUUGUAGCUGUUGUAGCUGUGGUGGUUGUCGUUGGACCUGUGGUGGUUGUGGUUGGUAGUUGGAAUUGUGUUGUAGCUGUGGUGGUUGGAGGAGUGAUGGUUGGGGUUGUAGCUGUGGUGGUUGUCGUUGGACCCAUGGUGGUUGUUAUUGGGCCUGUGGUGGUUGUUAUUGGGCCUGUGGUGGUGGUUGUGGUUGGAGCAGUGGCGGUUGUUGUUGGAGCUGCAGUGGUUGUGGUUGGAGCAGUGGUGGUUGUGGUUGUAGCUGAUGUGGUUGUCAUUGGACCUGUGGUUGGACCUGUGGUGGUUAUGGUUGGACCCGUGGUGGUUGUGGUUGGACCUGUGGGGGUUGUAGCUGUGAUUGUUGUUGUUGGACCUGUUGUGGCUGGAGCAGUGGUAGUUGUGGUUGGACCUGUGGUGGUUGUGGUUGGAAUUGUGGUAGUUGUAGCUGUGGUGGUUGUGGUUGGAACAGUGGUGGCGGUUGUUGUUGGAGCAGUGGUGGUGGUGGUUGUGGUUGGAAUUGUGGUAGUUGUAGCUGUGGUGGUUGUGGUUGCACCUGUGGUGGUGGUUGUGGUUGGAGCAGUGGUGGUUGUCGUUGGAACUUUGGUUGUGGUUGGAAUUGUGGUAGUUGUAGCUGUGGUGGUUGUCGUUGGAAUUGUGGUAUUUGUAGCUGUGGUGGUUGUGGUUGGAGCAGUGGUGGUUGUGGUUGGAACGAUGGUGGUUGUGGUUGGACCCGUGGUGGUUGUGGUUGGAACUGCGGUGGUUGUGGUUGGAACUGCGGUGGUUGUGGUUGGAACUGCGGUGGUUGUGGUUGGAACUGCGGUGGUUGUGGUUGGAACGAUGGUGGUUGUGGUUGGACCCGUGGUGGUUGUGGUUGGAACUGCGGUGGUUGUGGUUGGAACUGUGGUUGGAACGAUGGUGGUUGUGGUUGGAACUGUGGUUGGAACGAUGGUGGUUGUGGUUGGAACGAUGGUGGUUGUGGUUGGAACGAUGGUGGUUGUCGUUGGACCAGUGGUGGUUUUGCUUGUGGUUGUAGCUGUGGUGGUUGUUGUCGGACCACAGGUCCAACGACAAUCUGUGGUCGUUGUUGGAGCGUUGGUGGUUGUUGUUGCAUACGCUGUAGUUGAUGAUUGUGCUGCAGAAGAAAAUAGCAUUUUUAUUUUGCGAGCAGAGGUAGAGUAG
Molecule: messenger RNA, 4494 nt
Organism: Knipowitschia caucasica
Lineage: Eukaryota; Metazoa; Chordata; Actinopteri; Gobiiformes; Gobiidae
Source: the annotation of a GenBank genome assembly